Messenger RNA from Notolabrus celidotus (New Zealand spotty), 2196 nucleotides. RefSeq names its product phosphatidylinositol-specific phospholipase C, X domain containing 1 (gene plcxd1.1). The transcript is spliced from 7 exons. Gene Ontology annotation, molecular function: phosphoric diester hydrolase activity. Gene Ontology annotation, biological process: lipid metabolic process. Bases 562 to 1542 code for a protein of 326 amino acids. The record is from RefSeq and is a predicted model, not a curated record. NCBI's taxonomy places the organism in Eukaryota, Metazoa, Chordata, Actinopteri, Labriformes, Labridae.
ACACCUGCUGUGACAUCACUUGAGUUUGGGCAGGGCUGCAGUAUGUUUUGGUUUGCAGACACUCUUACAUUAGAGUUGUCUCUUUAAGAGGGGAGCUGCUCUGCAUCUGCUGAUCUGUCAGCUGGUGCCGCCCUCCAUCCCUCCCUCCACCCUCACGCACUGUGCCACUGCUGCACCUCCGGGACCGACGGACACCGGUGAACAGUGGGACUUACCUGGGGCAGACAGCGCAUCAUGCGUGCGCGCUCGAUUGUUAUGGAUAAUCAAUGAUUGGAGCUAAGAUGAGCCGGGCUCUCCGUCCUCGUCAUCCCGGGCUCUGCAGGUGCAAGAGGUAACCAGACUGAGCCGCAGAGGAGGAACACGGACACGCUUUAUCUCCGGAUCUCCACAUGCAUGUUUCAUGUUCAGCCAUGACUUCCUCUACUGCACUGGCAUGGACGAGUCCUCGUGGCACGCGCCUGUAGUAUCAGUCAGCGGAUUCUUUCUCCUCUGUGGAGGUCUGUCCGGUUCAGCCGGUUUGGGAGUCGGUGGCGGCAGUUUGAUCAAGCGCUGGAGCUCAGCAUGUCAUCCUCGGUGGUUGUAUCCGGAGCGAGGGAGCCGAGUCUGGGAGAGCUGCCCAUGGAGAGCUGGAUGUCUCACCUGCCCUGUGCUCUGUGGGACAUCCCGCUGUACCACCUGGCCAUCCCAGGCAGCCACAAUGCCAUAACCUACUGUCUGGAUAUGAAUGACAGAUCUCCUGUUGACCUCACUCAGCCAGACAUGCUUCAAAAGCUGGACAAAUACAUGAAGCCUCUAAUUCGCCCCUUUGUGUACAAGUGGGCAAUAACACAGGAGUUCACUAUAAAGCAGCAGCUGGACUGUGGGAUCAGAUACUGUGACCUGAGGAUCGCUCACAGGCCGAACGACAGCUCCACUGAUCUGUAUUUCUACCACGGUGUUUACACAUCGCUCACUGUGGAGACUGUUUUAAUGGAGAUCAGAGAGUGGCUGGAUGCUCAUCCCAGAGAAGUGGUCAUCCUCUCCUUCAGCCACUUCCUCGGCCUGAACCAGGAGCUCCACAUGCUGCUGCUAACAACCAUACGCAAAAUAUUCACCUCCAAACUCUGUCCCAAAACCGAAGUGUUAACUCUUCGAAACCUGUGGGCUUUGGGCUACACUGUGAUUGUGUCCUAUGAACACAACAUGGCCAGCUCUCACAGCGACCUGUGGCCACAUAUUCCCUACUGGUGGGCAAAUAAAUGCAGAGCCGAAUCUCUAAUCGAGGAGUUUGAACACAGGAAACAACAUGGCAGACCAGGGAGCUUCUUUGUCACGGGAAUAAAUCUGACAGAGGACCUGAAAUACAUCUGCACUCACCCGACAGAGUCUCUGAAGGACCUGGUGAUGUCCACGUACCCAACUCUGCUCGGCUGGGUCAAAGAGCAGACUCCUGGCUCCAGAGUCGGCUCUCUUAAUAUCAUUGCAGGGGACUUUAUCACUGAGAGCCACUUUGUACCAACUGUUGUUGCACUGAAUGGGAAACUUCUGAAAUGGUCCUCUUGACUUUUCACCAUUUUUGCAUUAUUCUUCAGAAAAAAAAUGUGAACCAUGGCAUGAAACACACACAGGCUUGUUUUUUACUACAGAAAACUAUUACUUGAAUUAUUUAUCAUCAUAUAAAUGCACACGUAGGAGUAUGUUAAUUAUACAUUUCAGUCUUGAAGCUACUUGAAUACACACUUUCUUGGUAUUUUGAUCUGCACCUGUUUGUUUACACUCAGUUUACUAUUUAUGCAAUGCACUGUAUCAGUUCCCGCGAGUCAGCAAGGUGACUCGUUUAAUGUUACGUUGACCAAAGCAAUAAUGAUCCAGUUUAUCCCACCUUAAUGUAGGCAUCUAGCUGAGUAAGCACAAACCAUUUAUUCAACAAGCACAUAGGAUGUAAUGUAGGCCUCAAACUUUUAUAACCAUGACAUGUGGGCAGCAAAUAGCUAAACUGUAUCACCAGUAGUACUUAUAUGAUCAGAAGAGAAUGUAGAAGAAGACUUAAACUUUUUGCAAACUGCAUGAAAGCUUCUUUGCAUGAACCCAACCUUGACUGUUUUACUUAUUUCUCACCUUAGCCAACAGGUUAGGCCUUGAUUUCAAAUAAUGCUGCACCGCUGUGCCUGUGAAGAUGCGCUGUUCCAAUAAACAUGAACGUUUUUAAGCAAAUCA